GGCUGAUGGGUAACGUAGUUCACGGCAGGUUGUUAGAACUUAGGUUAUGUGAACAUUGGCAAGACAUAAGACUACAGCUCCCAACACAAAUAAGAGAGCGCCCAACGAACAUUUGUUUUUAGCUUAGCUGAGGCACACGAGUGACAUUCUAACCGAGCGAGGGAAAAUAAGUUCAAGCUUAUUUUGAAUUAUUUAAACACUCUUGCAAACGUCUUGCACGACCCCAUAUUUCUGGAGUGGAGCUGCUGCCAUGCCGGUGCACCGGGACCGGGAGAAGAAGGAGAGCACGGCUGAGGAGAUGGAGGUGGAGGAGCACGAGCAGGAGGCGUCCAGCUCCGAGGAGGAGGACUCCGACACUUCCUCCGUCUCCGAGGAUGGAGACAGCUCUGAAAUGGACGAGGAGGACUGUGAGCGGAGGAGGACGGAGUGUUUGGAUGAAAUGACCAACCUGGAGAAACAGUUCACCGAUCUCAAAGACCAGCUGUAUCAUGAGCGCCUCAGUCAGGUGAACAGCAAGCUGACGGAGGUGGAGGCCGGCAGGGCGGCAGAGUAUCUGGAGCCUCUGGCCGUGCUGCUGGAGAACAUGCAGGUCCGCACCAAGGUGGCAGGCAUCUACAGAGAGCUGUGUCUGGAGUCUGUGAAAAACAAGUAUGAAUGUGAGAUCCAGGCAGCGUGCCAGCACUGGGAGAGUGAGAAGCUGCUGCUGUUGGACACCGUGCAGAGUGAACUGGAGGAGAAAAUCCGCAGACUGGAGGAAGACAGACACAGCAUAGACAUCACAUCAGAGUUGUGGAAUGACGAGCUGUCGGGAAGGAAGAAGAAGAGAGACGCUCUGAGUCCAGACAAGAAGAGGAGGAGACCUUCAGUGGUGUCUGGCCCAUAUAUAGUUUACAUGCUCCCUGACCUGGACAUCCUGGAGGACUGGACCGCCAUCAGAAAGGCCGUGGCCACGCUGGGGCCGCACAGAGGGAAGUCCGACUCUGACAGCCCCGUGUUCCCAUUCAGACAAGACAGAAACAGGCCCAUUCUCAACUGCUGAAGAGCACACACACCAAACACACACUUAACAAAGCACACCAAACAGGAAUGCACCAGAUAUAAGGUACAGUAAUGUAUCCAUUGUAACAGUCAAUUGGCUUUACUGCUGUUGGCGGGGUAGCAGCAACAUUUCUUUUAGCCACCUGGACGCCACAUUUAGACUAUUUUCACCGUUUGUCAACUCUUUCCGGAACUGAAGACGUUUCGCUUGCUGAUCAAAGCCACAGGGACAAAAAAGCUCAUUUUACUGCGGGGUUUCCUCAGAUAUUAUUCCCAAGAAUAACACAAACAAGCAAAUGGUUGGAGACAACAUUAGACAAACAACUAUUUAGUUUUUCUUGCUCAUAUCACUGUUUCGAUGGAGUCUGGUGGCUUUGAAGACGGCAUAAAGGGAUAUAACGACUACAGUUGGAAAAGGCAGUGAAAAUAUUCCAAAUAUAGCGUACAGUAGGGGUAAGUUCCUCCGCUUCAGAGUGAAGUAUCCCUGUUAAUAUAUCACAUGGACAGAGUUCAUUCCUCAAACAUGACGGAGCUCAUAGCUGGACCUUACCCACAAUCCUCUGCACUCCUUAGCGAACAGCGACACCAGUCGGUAAGCUGCCUCUCGUGCCAACAGGCAAACACAAUAAAGACUCAGGGUUUGAAUCCCUUUUUCAGGACAACAGGAAGAGGAGCAUCGUUUCCACUCAUAUUUCAUUUACCGGUUCUUCAUUAUCGGAGGAAAGAGACGGAAACACUGAAACUGUUCACCACAUGGUGAGGCUUCAGAAAUGACUGUGACCCAGGUUUCAGUUUUCUUUUCAAGGUGUGUUCACAACGAGAGUGAAUGUGAUCAAAGUCUUUUUUACAAUGUGUUUGACAUCUAACAUCUCUGACAUGAACGCCAUUCAACACACGCACCACGAGUCACAUGGUUUACACCAGCUGUCCAAGAGCCUUUAAGAAUAUCACAUUUUUACUUUGGGAUAAUGGAGCGUUUAUACAGUAGAGGAGUAGGACUCUGAAUUGAGUUAGGAUCAGAAGUCUAAGAGAAAAGUCUAACUUCAUCAGAUCACAAUGUGGCCAUAGUCGUCCUCUGUACUUUUAUAACGUUUCUUUUCACAUGAUCCAGAUGUUUGCAAGUUAUUGUAAACAAUGUGGGAUUUGUAACGCUAAACCUAGAGGGUGAUUGUGGAAGCUUCCGGCGCCAUAAUAGGAAACACCGGUGGUUAAUUGUGCCAUUCAAACCUUUUUUUACGUGGAUCAGUUUAAAUGACUUGUAUGAGACUUAUUACGUUGUUGUUUUUCUAAUUUGUGUACCGUUUUGCACCCAGCACUCCAUAGUGCCUACUCUUCACGUUGAAUUGAUUGCAUGUUGCUUUGUGACGCCUUGGUUGCGGUGAUUGUGGUCGAGACAAAUGACUAAUUAGUGAGAUCAAUAGUUAAAAUGAAAAUAAGGCGAUACAUAUACAAAAUAAUGUGCAUACGUUAGCCAAGACAGACUUAGUGAGUACAUUAAGAAAGAAAAAAUAAAGAUUUAUAUGACUUUUGUUACCUAGGAAGUCACAAUACCACAAACUGAAUAACCAAUGAAAGUGGACCUGUUUUUCUGGGGGCUUUGAAGGGCGUUCUGAUGCAGCGAGGUAAAGCAGUGUAAUAUACAUAGCAUACACUCAGACUGAUAUGACAGCCUUUAAGGACUGCUCAUUGCAAACCAGGGAUGAAAAAGCGACGAGUCAUGCUAACAAAAUCAUUUUGGAACUUGAGUGACAAAUGAAAUAAAAUUGAAAGGAUUUGAAAGUUGGUAUUCACAGGCAACUACCUCCUCUCUUCAAACGUCACGUGUGCAUUAUCGCUCAUAAACGUUCAAACGCUUCCAUCACUAGGACCAUACUGAGUCUUUACAUACAGCCCACGGUUUAGAACGGAGUCUGAACAAACUGCCAUGUAUUCAUAUUCUUUUCUUAAACAAGUUUCUGAACAUUAAGUUGUUGGGGAUGUUCAAAUCAAAAAACGAUUUUCUUUUUGACUGUUAAUGUUAAAUAUUGUGUCAGGUAUAUUUGUGUUGAUUGUGUGGGUUUUACAAUAAAAGUUGUUUUAUAAAUA
This is a messenger RNA of Gymnodraco acuticeps, 3123 nucleotides long. RefSeq names its product BRMS1 like transcriptional repressor a (gene brms1la). Gene Ontology annotation, biological process: negative regulation of transcription by RNA polymerase II. Gene Ontology annotation, molecular function: histone deacetylase binding. Gene Ontology annotation, cellular component: Sin3-type complex. The record is from RefSeq and is a predicted model, not a curated record. The transcript has 9 exons. Bases 251 to 1039 code for a protein of 262 amino acids. Lineage: Eukaryota; Metazoa; Chordata; Actinopteri; Perciformes; Bathydraconidae.